Messenger RNA from Cricetulus griseus (Chinese hamster), 1439 nucleotides. The record is from RefSeq and is a predicted model, not a curated record. NCBI's taxonomy places the organism in Eukaryota, Metazoa, Chordata, Mammalia, Rodentia, Cricetidae.
GACUCCGUCAUUCAGAGACUCCGCCCCUCACUGCUUCUUCCUGACUGCCAGCGACAGACCAAAGCCGGGCGUUUGGAGACUGCCCGGCCAGGUGAUUGCGCCCAGACUCCAAAUGAAAAUGUUUGAGAGCCUUGACUCUUCAGCUACAAAGUCUGGCCGGGAUCUGUGGGCUGAAAUCUGUUCUUGCCUGCCAAAUCCUGCCCAAGAGGAUGCUGCCGGCAAUGCCUUCUCAGACUCUUUUACAGAUUCACAUCCUGCAGGUGAAGGCCACAUGGAGCCCAGCCAGCCAGCUGUAAAGCCCUGGGCUCCCUUGCAUGAUUCAGAAGUGUAUUUAGCAUCUCUAGAGAAGAAACUAAGAAGAAUCAAAGGUUUAAAUGAGGAAGUAACCUCCAAGGACAUGCUUCGAACUCUGGCCCAAGCUAAGAAGGAAUGCUGGGAUCGGUUCCUCCAAGAGAAGUUAGCGUCCGAGUUUUUUGUGGAUGGACUUGAUUCUGAUGAGAGCACCUUGGAACAUUUCAAAAGAUGGCUUCAGCCAGAUAAAGUUGCCAUCAGCACAGAGGAGGUCCAGUUUCUCAUCCCUCCAGAGUCGCAGGCAGAGAAGACAGAGGCUGAGGCCGGGGACAAGCCAGCGGCAGGAGAACAAUAAAUGACACACACAUAAGCCAAGCAGCUGUCUGGGGCCCGGGGGAACGGUGGAGAGCUUGACAGCCCCGCAGCAAAGAGAAAUCCAGGGAGAGAAAAUGCCCAGACUUCCAAUCCACAAAGCAAACAGCUGCUGGCCCCUGAGGGCUUGCUUGGAGCUGGCAUGUGUGACUGUCUUGGAAGUAGUGUGUGCUGGAUCGCAAAGCUUCACUGAGCUCUGUUUCGGCAGUUUAGAGGUUUGCAAGGAUCCCUCAAGAGCAGGGUGUGAAAGUGCUCAGAGACACUGGAGCUCUUGUAUUAUAUAAUGUAUCGGUUAAGCAAGCCAUAUUUUUUUCUCUCUUCCGGGUCUUCAUAUGUGUGUGUGUGUCACGCAUUCCAUAGCUAAGUAGUCAGGAGCAGGUGUAGCCAAGGAGAGUGAGGUCAGCCUCCUGGAGUCCAAGCCCUUGUGGGGCUUUCUCACAUACUCAUCGUAAACAGAGGGACUCAAGGGGAAAGGGCUUUUCCUUUUGAUUUGUUCCUUGUGUCAAAAAUGGGGAAAAAAAGAAGUGUGAAAACAUGGGCGUUUGUAUCUGUGUAGAUAUAUUUUCCAUUUCAUGGCUUCUCCCCCAGCUUCUUUUUGUAUCAAGUUCCAAAUUAGACUUGUAAAUAUAUAUGGUUUAGUGUUUGACACAACUCUUGAUUAGUUCCAAACUUGCUCCCUGUGGCAACUUUCCUGACUGAGCUUGCAUUAACUCUUUGUUUAUUGUGUUGUUCAUGUGAAGUUUGAGCUGUCGAUAUAAAACUCUCAUUGGAACAGC